Molecule: messenger RNA, 1270 nt
Organism: Camelina sativa (false flax)
Lineage: Eukaryota; Viridiplantae; Streptophyta; Magnoliopsida; Brassicales; Brassicaceae
Source: RefSeq, a predicted model, not a curated record
AUUCUGGUCUUUGUUCGUUCACAGGACAAAUGUGAUGUAUUGUAUAAUGAUUUGAUGACCAAAUAUGGUUAUGCAUGUCUAUCUCUUCACGGGGGUAAGGACCAGGCUGAUCGUGAAUCAGCUAUAUCUGAUUUUAAGAGCACUGUCUGCAAUUUGUUGAUUGCCACAAGUGUUGCAGCCAGGGGUCUAGAUGUGAAAGAGCUUGACUUGGUUGUAAACUUUGAUCCGCCGAACCACUAUGAAGACUACGUGCAUCGUGUUGGCAGGACAGGUAGGGCAGGGCGGAAAGGCUGUGCUGUAACUUUUCUCUCCGAGGAUGAUGCAAAAUAUGCACCAGAUUUAGUCAAGGCCAUGGAACUAUCUGAGCAGCUUGUUCCUGAUGAUGUAAAAGCAGUGGCCGAUGGGUUCAUCAUGGCAAAAGUGAAACAGGGUAUUGAGCAAGCUCAUGGAACUGGCUAUGGUGGCAGUGGCUUUAGAUUCAAUGAAGAGGAGGAGGAAAUCAGGAAAGCAGCAAAGAAAGCACAAGCGAAGGAGUAUGGCUAUGAGGAAGAGAAGUCUGACUCAGAAGAUGAGAAUGAUGUAGUAAGAAAGGCUGGUAGUGAUAUCUCACAGCAACAAGCUAUGCUUUCUCAGAUAGCCGCCAUUUCUGCUGCUGCUGAAGCUACUGUGACAGCUAACCAAUUGCUGCCUAAUGGUGGCGGGCUUGUUACUGUGGCAGGUGUCCCUCCUUGUGAUGGAGCAGGCCGCGUUGCAGCCAUGGCUGCUGCCGCUAACCUGCAACACAACCUUGCAAGGAUUCUUCAAGCUGAUGCGAUGCCUGAACACUAUGAACCAGAAUUGGAAAUCAAUGAUUUUCCACAAAAUGCUCGGUGGAGAGUCACCCACAAAGAAACGCUUGGUCCAAUAUCAGAGUGGAGUGGAGCCGCCAUUACCGUUAGAGGUCAGUAUUAUGAGUCAGGAAGUAUGCCCGGACCUGGGCAACGCAAGCUUUAUCUGUUCGUUGAAGGGCCUACCGAAAUAUCUGUUAAGACAGCAAAAACUGAACUCAAGCGUGUUCUUGAAGACGUAACUAAUCAAGCCUUCUCUCUCCCUGGAGGAACACAAGCCAGAAGAUACUCUGUCCUAUAAAACCAUGAGGUUUGUGAUUCUAAGAUUUUUAACUUACUCAGAUAACAAGUAAUUAUUUAUUGCUUUAUUGGAAUACAAUCUCUGCAAAAUUGCAGAAUCUUUUUAUAGACAUGACUUGGUGUGACAACAAACAUCAAUUUGA